This is a messenger RNA of Eupeodes corollae, 694 nucleotides long. Its product is annotated as cuticle protein LPCP-23-like. Lineage: Eukaryota; Metazoa; Arthropoda; Insecta; Diptera; Syrphidae. Bases 146 to 550 code for a protein of 134 amino acids. The transcript has 2 exons. The record is from RefSeq and is a predicted model, not a curated record.
UUGAGUUGAAAGCAAAAGUAAAUUUUUUGACACUGAAAGACUUGAGUAUAAAAGCUAAGCACCUCCGUGGUAAAAAACAUUAGCAACCCAUUUGUUCUUCUGUCAACACAGACCUCCUUAAACAAAACCCAAAAAUCCUUUCAAAAUGUUCAAGUUGGUGGUGUUGUCUGCUCUUCUCGCUGUAGCUGCUGCCCGUCCAGGACUCUACCAUGAAGCUAGCCCAUUGGUUUACUCGGCUCCAUCCAUUGUGCAAGAACACUCACUUGCCAAGGUAGGCGCCAUCGUCAAGAGUAUCCCAACAGCUGUUUCCCACCAGAGCUCCACUGUUGUCCACAAUUCAGCUCAUGUUGUCCAACCAAUUGUUGCUCCAGUUGUAAAGACCUAUGCUGCUGCUCCAAUCCAUAGUGCUCCAUUGGUUCACUCUUCAUAUGCUUCUUUGGCCGCUCCAGCUCACAUCAGCUACGCUGCUGCAUCGCCUCUUGCAAUCCAUUCAGCACCAAUUUCUUUGCAUUCGGCUCCAUCAGCUUAUGCUUAUGGCCAUGGUUGGUAAAUUGCUUGAUAUUUUCGACGAAACGAAACGGGCAGUUGGACAGUUAAAUUUAUUUAUUUGUUAAAACGAAACGAACGGCGAUAAUUUAGAAAAAUUUAAAUGUACAUACAUAAAUAAACAAUUAUAAAUGAAACGAAAAUUAAA